AUGUUUAUACCGUUUAUUUUAAUGAUGGUCUCACGCCUUGUAUGCGUUAAAUAUGCUGACGUCGGCACCUGUAGGACAGUUAAGCUCAACACAACUCCCACACCAAUACAUACGGAACCGUCAACACCAGCACCUACUAAACCCCCGACAACCAGACCUACAGAACACCCGACAACUAGACCUACAGAACCCCCGACUACUAAACCUACAGAACCCCCGACUACUAAACCUACAGAACCCACGACUACCAGACCUACAGAAUCUUCGACUACCAGAUCUACAGAACCCACGACUACCAGACCUACAACACCCCCAACAACUAUACCUACAGAACCCCCGACUACCAGACCUACAGAACCCCCGACAACCAAACCUACUGUACCCCAAACACCAGUCCCUACUCUACCGCCCACUCCAACCCAUUCACCAACCCCUACAAAAGUGCUCACUUCUACAACCAUUGGAAUGACAACUAAAGUAACGCCGGGUUUAUGUGUAAAAGAGGGCUAUUUUCGCGACCGAAAUGACCCGAAGUGCACACAUUUCUACCGUUGCAUCGGUUCGGCGCCGCAUUUCCGACGCGUCGAUUAUCCCGAGUGUCAGAACAACACUAUAUUUGAUGACACGCUUCAGACAUGUGUCCGACCGGAACAGAGCGCAGAGCCCUGUCCUUAA
This is a messenger RNA of Medioppia subpectinata, 675 nucleotides long. NCBI's taxonomy places the organism in Eukaryota, Metazoa, Arthropoda, Arachnida, Sarcoptiformes, Oppiidae. The record is from the annotation of a GenBank genome assembly.